This is a messenger RNA of Chara braunii, 804 nucleotides long. Lineage: Eukaryota; Viridiplantae; Streptophyta; Charophyceae; Charales; Characeae. The record is from the annotation of a GenBank genome assembly.
GCGAUCACAGCGACCUAAUCAAAGGUGGAUCCAGGGCAAUCACAGCGAGCUAAUCAAACGUGGAGUCAGGUCGAGCGAGUGCGUGGUCACGACUUCCGUGGUGUCUUUUCCGCCGAUAUAACCGGGAAGCUGAAGCACGCGAGGAAGAGAGCGGACGCACUCUACUUCUGUCCCGGAGACUAUCUUCUGUAAGACGGCUGCGGCACACUGUGCACAACUCUCUGAGCUGCAGCCUCAUCGACUGUGGACCCGUUACUUAAUCUGCGUGUCCAUUGGUCAAUCCAAUCAUUUCGAUCGAUUCGAUCAGCCAAGAGGACCCAUCAAUCGAGCAAUAAAUUGGCCAAUAACACAUAAAAAAUCAAUCGACAACGGAUUCAGCGGCCAGUUCAAUCGGUGUCUUGCGAAAGAGAGGGGAUGGAGGAUCAGCACGUUAGAGAUACGCAGCCUGUUAUCAGCGAUGUAGCAGAAAACCGCUUUGCGCGCGAUGGACGGAUAAGCAUAGACGGCUCAUCUGACGGCGCGAACACGUCAACAGCGGGUACGACAUCCCUCGAGGACGGCUCGCUUGGUUUUGUCCCAGGAAUUGGACGCCGAUUGCGUGUGUUUCUUCAAGCUGCUGCUAGGCCAGACACAGCUAGCAGUAUGCGAAGUAUGGAUGAAGAUGAUUUACCUGAUGAGGCAUAUGAGUUCACUGCAGAAGAUUAUGCCAGAAUUAUGGCUAGCAAGAAGCCGGAAGAGAUUCAUCUCAAAACGAGGAAGAUCAGGGAUAAGGAGCAGGCCGAGAAGCUGAGGAAUCUCAAGAAG